CAGCCAUACAUAACGGUCCUAACAGGCGCACGCAAAAUACAAUCCCUCCGCCACAAAAUGCUGGUCGUCCCGCCUCAACCGCUGCCGUUAUUCGCCGCCAAUUCACUCUCCGACGGCUCCUUCCGCUGUGUAUUCCGGAGGAGCAAGGUUAAUUCCAGCUCCAGUCGCUUAGCACCGCCAGUUGCGGCAGUUGCACGUGAGGUAGAUGAUUUCACGAAGUACUCCGGCUAUGUUUUUGAGCUGAAUCCGUCGGAGGAUGAUUCUCUUACGGAGUACAACAUCGUGAAAAUUGCUGCGUUUUAUCAGAAGAAACCGUUGAUUGUACUUCGUAGGCUUGUCCAAAUCGGUUCUACUCUGGGCAAGUGGUUCGCCGUCAGGUACCUGGAUACUGUUAAUGAACGCGCCGAUGAGAUGUUCAAAAUUAGAGCCGCAGAAUUGAGGAAGAUACUAUUACAGCUUGGUCCAGCAUAUGUUAAAAUUGCACAGGCUAUCUCAUCUCGACCAGAUUUGAUACCACCAUCGUACUUGGAUGAGCUAUCUCUGUUGCAAGAUCGGAUAACACCUUUUUCCUCUGAAGUAGCUUUUGGAAUUAUAGAGAAGGAGCUUGGCAUGCCAAUAGAUGUGAUGUUCUCUGAGAUCUCACCUGAGCCUGUUGCAGCAGCAUCACUUGGACAGGUCUAUCAAGCUAGGCUUCGUUCUACCGGGGAAGUUGUUGCUGUAAAGGUGCAAAGACCUGGAGUUCAAAGUGCAAUCUCCUUGGACAUAUUGAUUUUACGUUAUCUCUCAGGCUUAAUAAAGAAGGCAGGAAAACUUAAUACCGACCUUCAGGCAGUUGUUGAUGAGUGGGCCUCAAGUCUUUUUCGGGAGAUGGACUACAAACAAGAAGCACGGAAUGGAGUCAAAUUUCGGCAAUUGUAUGGUUCAAUACAGGAUGUUGUGGUUCCUGAAAUGAAUUUGGCACUGACAACCCGGAAAGUGCUCAUUAUGCAGUGGCUAGAGGGGCAAAAGCUGGCUGGGGUCAAGGAUCUUUAUUUGGUUGAGGUAGGGGUUUAUUGCUCAUUCAAUCAACUUCUAGAGUAUGGAUUCUAUCAUGCAGAUCCACAUCCCGGAAACCUUCUUCGUACUUAUGAUGGGAAGCUAGCCUACUUAGAUUUCGGUAUGAUGGGUGAAUUCAAACAAGAAUAUCGUGAUGGUUUCAUUGAAGCAUGUCUCCAUCUAGUGAAUCGUGAUUACAGUGCAUUGGCCAAGGAUUUUGUCACUCUUGGGCUUAUUCCGCCCACAAGUGACAAAGCUGCAGUUACAGAAGCUCUAACAGGUGUUUUUCGGGAUGCUGUAGCCAAAGGAGUCCGCAAUGUGAGUUUUGGGGAUCUUCUCGGAGAUCUGGGAUUCACCAUGUACAAAUUUAAGUUUCAAAUACCUUCUUAUUUCUCUCUUGUCAUCCGAAGCCUUGCUGUGUUGGAAGGCAUUGCUAUUGGCAUCAACCCAGAAUACAAAGUUCUGGGCAGUACAUACCCAUGGAUUGCUAGAAAAGUACUAACUGACAGCUCACCGAAACUGAAAGCUUCUUUAAGAGCACUUCUUUAUAAGGAUGGUCAGUUCAGGAUUGAUCGACUAGAGUCUCUCUUAUCAGAGUCUCUCCGUGCCAAGACAGAAAGAACCCUGAUAGAGAAUCAAAAUGGCGGGACUGAUUCGAAGGUCGUUAUCAAGCAAAUUCUUUCUUUUACACUGGAUGAUAAGGGUGCCUUUGUCAGAGAAAUUUUACUUGAAGAAUUUUCAAAGGGUAUGGUUGCACUUGGUGUUGCAACUCUCGAUUCAGUAACAAAUGCAGUUGCAACUUCGUUGCCGUUCUCUCCCUCCAGACCAUCUUCAAUGACUGAUGAAGAUAUUACUAAUCUUAGAAAUUUGCAACGUCUAUUACUGUUGAUAUCAGGACUACAAGAAAACGAGAACCCCAGCAUGAAGGUUAAUGGAGUUAGAACAUCCAACAAGCAGAUGAUAUCUUUGAAUGGAGCACCUGUAGCCCUUCAGCAAUUUGAAGCUGUCCAAGAAUAUCUACCCCUCCUUUCAGUUCUACCUGAGCUUCCACAAGAGAUGCAACAACAGUUACUUCGCUUGCCUGCUGAUUUCGCUGGAAAGCUGGCUUCCCGAGUCGCUGCAAGGACGUUAAAGAGGGUAUUCUUGUGAAAUAUCUCAGCUUACCAUGGAAAAAGCAAGAUAUUCUAUAUUGGUCCUCCUCAAAGAACUUUUUGGUUUGUGGGGUUUUGCAAUUAUCUAAUCAAGCUUGCCAAUCCUAAAUGAAGAGAUCUUGGUUGAUUUUAUCUUAAAAGGCG
Molecule: messenger RNA, 2330 nt
Organism: Solanum verrucosum
Lineage: Eukaryota; Viridiplantae; Streptophyta; Magnoliopsida; Solanales; Solanaceae
Exons: 21
Coding region: 58-2184 (708 amino acids)
Biological process (GO): protein phosphorylation
Molecular function (GO): protein kinase activity; ATP binding
Source: RefSeq, a predicted model, not a curated record